Messenger RNA from Paramuricea clavata, 1320 nucleotides. Lineage: Eukaryota; Metazoa; Cnidaria; Anthozoa; Malacalcyonacea; Plexauridae. The record is from the annotation of a GenBank genome assembly.
AUGGAGAGUGGUUUGAAAUCCCCUCGUUCACUUUCGUUUGAAGGCAACGUAGCCGAGAACUGGAGGCGAUGGAUUCAACAUUUUCGACUAUUCUUAAACGCAACUGGACGCGACAAGAAAUCGGAGGAGAUCCAAUGCUCAACUCUGCUGGCCGUAGCAGGAGAAGAUGCCAUGGAGGUUUACAACACCUUCGUCUUCGCAGAGGGUGAGGAAAACAAAAUAGAAACCCUCAUUAAAAAGUUUGAACUGUACUGUACGCCCAAGAAAAACGUGACAUUCGAGAGACAUGUAUUUAACACGAGAAAUCAAGAGCCCAACGAAAGCAUCGAUUCGUAUGUGACAGAACUGAGAAAAUUGGCCAAAUCGUGCGAAUUUGCGCAGCUCCAUGAUUCCCUAAUAAAGGACAGAAUUGUUUGUGGUAUCCAUAGCGCCGAAGUAAAAGCAAGAUUGUUGCGCGAAGAGGAUUUGACUUUAGACAAAGCCCUAAACAUUUGUCGUACUGCUGAGCUGAGUAAAACCCAAUUACAAAAUCUCGUCAACGGGAAACGAGCUGGGGAAAUCAACAUCAUACAUAAGAAAAAAGGAGGAACUGUACGCCAGCAUGGAAGAGAAUAUAAAGAUAGAGGCGAGGCGAGUUACGAGUACGAGAGUAGGAGUUCAAGGACUGAAAAGUACGAUUGUAAAAACUGCGGUUUAAAACACGGCCCCAUGCAGUGUGGUGCCAAAGGCAAACAAUGCCACAAAUGCCAGAAAUUUAAUCAUUAUGCAAGAAUGUGUUUGUCUGGCGGAAAACGAAACCCUAACAAGAUUAAUGCGAUUAAGGAAGUGUACACUUCAGAUUCGGAAGAGGAAUUUUUUAUCGGGACGAUCGGACAGGAAGAUAAAACACCAGCCGAGGACUGGAACGUUGACAUGGCAAUUAACGAGAAAAGCGUCAAACUGAAAUUGGACACAGGUGCGCAAUGCAAUGUCAUGCCACUUGACCUUUAUAAGAGAUUAACAAGCGAAAAAACUAGAAAAGCUAAAACAAAACUUGUAUCUUAUUCGGGACAUAAUAUACGAACAAUUGGAAAGAAUACGCUUGUAGUAACUUACAAACAACAGUUACAUCCAGUGGAGUUUCACAUCAUUGACCAGAAGGGAGCCAGUUCAGUGUUGGGAUUACCAACAUGUCUAGAAUUACAACUAGUGAAACGCGUCUACGCAAUCAACCCCGAGGGUCAAGAGAGCACAGACAAGUCGAGUGAGAAAGACGAGAGACAGGUGCCAAAGAAACGAUGGACAAUCAAAAACCAAAACCAAAGCUGCAAAACUCGUUGA